Molecule: messenger RNA, 885 nt
Organism: Cryptomeria japonica (Japanese cedar)
Lineage: Eukaryota; Viridiplantae; Streptophyta; Pinopsida; Cupressales; Cupressaceae
Exons: 4
Coding region: 139-540 (133 amino acids)
Source: RefSeq, a predicted model, not a curated record
AAGUCUACAAAUAGAAAGCAAAUCAGUUGCCAGCCAUAAACGACUCUCUUGCAAUCGAACGAACGUUCGGGAAGUUGGGAAGAAAUUUAACUAUCCAUCAGGCAAUCGGGUGCAGCCUUCCAAAACAAUUUAGCUAGUAUGGGUACAGAUGCUGCAAAUGCUUCUCACCACUCCAAAAAGUAUUCCAGACCCCACGAUGAUGGAAAUUCUCGACUUGGAAUAUUAUUUUAUUUCACACACUUUGUGCUUUGCAGUGAUACAGAUGCUGCUGAAUAUAAAGAAAAGUACAAUAGAUAUGAGGCUGAUUAUGUGCGUCGAGUGAAUGCCAAAUACUUCUCAAAAAAUACUCUAAAUGGGGGUAUUAUAUUUGAUAAAGAGACAGUUGUGGAUAAUGAGGUUAUACGGGCAAGCAGGGUUCCUCCUACGAAGUCAUUCCUUGAUGCACCAUGCUUAGGAGAGGAGAAUAAGUCAUCAACAUCUGCUGCUGAUCCUUCUUCCAAUGCGUCAAAUAGAAAGUCACAAUCCAGAAAAAAUAUUUAAUGAAUUUCAUCAUCAACAUUUGCAUACAUUUGCACCAAAAUGAUGAUAGAGGAAACCGACUGGACAAAACAUCAAAUGUAAACAUGUAAGAUUUUGCCAGGGAAGUGAGGUGCUAACCUAUUACCUUGUUAGCAUUUUCUUUUGAGUUAUUAAUUUUAUGUAAUGACUUGGAUAUCUGAAAUGACACUUGCUAGCAGCAAUGUCUUUCAUAGAUUGGCUAUCUGAUGUUAUCUCUUUUGAAGGAAAGUUGAACAAAUUUGAGAUAUCUCUAAACCAUACCAUUCAAAGUUUUUUAUUUUUUAUUUGAUUACUAAAUUAAGGGUUUGAUCAGACCAUUGGCCUCAA